This is a messenger RNA of Sinocyclocheilus grahami, 1638 nucleotides long. Its product is annotated as ATP-binding cassette sub-family F member 1-like. Lineage: Eukaryota; Metazoa; Chordata; Actinopteri; Cypriniformes; Cyprinidae. The record is from RefSeq and is a predicted model, not a curated record. Gene Ontology annotation, molecular function: ATP binding; ATP hydrolysis activity.
GACAACCAGAAACUCUACUACUACAGGGGCAACUACCUGACGUUUAAGAAGAUGUACGUACAGAAACAGAAAGAACUCCUGAAGCAGUAUGAGAAACAAGAGAAAAAGCUCAAAGACCUGAAGGCUGGUGGAAAGUCCACCAAACAAGCUGAGAAACAGACGAAAGAUGCCCAGACAAGGAAACAGCAGAAGGGGAAGAAGAAAAGUCAGGAGGAGGAGAGCCAUGAGGCCACAGAGCUCCUCAAGAGGCCGAGAGAAUAUACCGUCAAAUUCACCUUCCCGAACCCUCCUCCGCUCUCACCGCCUAUUCUCGGCCUGCACAGUGUUGACUUUGGUUAUGCAGGCCAGAAGCCUCUGUUCAAUAAUGUGGACUUUGGUAUAGAUAUGGAUUCCAGAGUAAGUCACACGUCUAUAGAAAUUAUGACUAGCAGGUUAAUUACAACGGCACAAGACAAUACAAAAGGAGAGAUGAGGAAGAACCAUCGAUUGAAAGUAGGGUUCUUCAACCAGCAGUAUGCUGAUCAGCUGAACAUGGAGGAGUCUCCCACAGAGUACCUCCAGAGGAACUUCAACCUCCAAUACCAGGAUGCCAGGAAGUGCCUGGGUCGCUUUGGGUUAGAGAGCCACGCACACACCAUCCUGAUCUCCAAACUGUCUGGUGGUCAGAAAGCAAGAGUGGUAUUUUCUGAACUUGCUUGUCGGCAACCUGACGUCCUUAUUUUGGAUGAGCCCACAAAUAACUUGGACAUCGAGUCGAUUGAUGCAUUGUCAGAAGCCAUCAACGAAUACAAAGGGGCUGUGAUAAUUGUAAGCCACGAUGCCAGGCUGAUCACCGAGACCCAGUGCCAGCUGUGGGUGGUCGAGGACCAGUCGAUCAACCAGAUUGAUGGAGACUUUGAAGAAUACAAGAGAGAAGUGCUGGAGGCUCUUGGAGAAACCCUGGUCAACAAGCCUAAAGAAUGAACAAUGGCUGGUAUUAAUAACAAGAGUGUCAAACUACAUCACUAAAGGGCUUUUUGUUGCAUCUAACUAGGCCUCAAUAGAACCAAAAAUUUUUUGUUAAAUUGAUGGAUUAUGCCGAGCACCUGCAUGCAAACGGUGCAGGGUGAUAUACACAAACCCUACAGAACCAGGAUGGGGUUUUUCACAUCUUUUACUUUACACGUGAAGACUGAUUCCAGAUCACUAUUUUUACUUGCUGACAAUUUAUACAUACAGCGCUUGUUCUUUAGUCAUGAUGUCUGGCAUUCUUGUAUUAUGCUUACAUUCAUCAUUACCAGCUCUGUUCAUCCAUGUGAUGCAAUGCUAUAAAACACACUGUCACUAUCAAAUGUGAACAGAUGGGGCUAACAGUGUGCAGUUUGAUAAUGGAGUCUGAUUGCUGACACAUACUUAGUAUUAACCUGCCUUUGUAAGGAGUACUUCGGUUCAGGUCAUUAAAUUGUCAUUAUGCUUGCAUUCUAAAGCAGAUCCAAAUUGUUUAACCUAUAUAAAUGUUCAAACAGUGAUGCUCCCGGUAGCUCAUCUGUCUUGAAUGAUGAAAUCAACUAUUGACUAACUUGAUUUGAAUAAAAGAUAUUGAAUAAAGUAUGCAUCCAAAUGUCAUGGAAAAAGCAAAUAAAUAAUUUUUGCAACAAA